Molecule: messenger RNA, 1060 nt
Organism: Chara braunii
Lineage: Eukaryota; Viridiplantae; Streptophyta; Charophyceae; Charales; Characeae
Source: the annotation of a GenBank genome assembly
UGAUGUUUCCCCUUCUAUUGAUGCUUCAAACUUUGAGUUUUCACUGAUUUGGGGGCUUGGGAGUCCGGCACAACAACGAAACCAAGUUCGGCUCGACACCCUCAGACAGACGGGCAGACGGAGCGGGCACAUUAGACCGCUCAAAUGAUGCUUCGUACGCUCAUCCAUCCGGACCAGAAAGAUUGGGUUGACCGCCUCCCCGACAUUGAGUUCGCCUACAACACUUCGGUGCAUCCGGCGAUCGGCGUGACUCCAUUCGAGUUGCACCACGGUGGACGGAAAGGYCGGAUCUUCGCCGACCUUCUCCUCCCUCGACCAGSCGACAUUGACGCUGCCUGCUCUCCCUCUUCCGUCCGGAAGUACAGGGAAUUGCUGACUCAAGCCCGCGCAAAUAUGCAAAAGGCUCAAGUCCGCAUGCAGCAGCAAGCCAACAGGCGUCUCGUACCAUGUCCCAUCCGCGYCGGUGAUCUGGUUUGGGUCUCCGCGGAAGAGUUUGCACUCGAACAGGACGUUUCACGCAAACUGCUUCCCAAGUGGUUUGGACCUUGGUCGGUGACAGCAGCCGCGGGCGAUGAGCACGAUGGCCCUUCAUUUGUGAUCAACAUUCCAGAGCAUCUGACGGUCCAUCCGGUCUUCCACGCCUCGAAGCUGGCAACUUACACGCCAGCCAAGAGCAACGACUUUCCGGACCGACGAUCGCAGGACCCUCCUUCUAUGGAUGGCCAUCAGGAAGUUGACCGCGUCAUCUCCGAUCGCAAGUACGGCAGCAAGCCGCGGCAGUAUAAAGUCACAUUCAAAGCAUGCGAUCGCGACGACACUUGGUGGAUAUCAGGCGCAGAUUUGAAAGCAUCCGCACUGCUGAUCUUCGCGCAUUAUGAAAAGCGCAGGUUAGCUCAGGAAGCUUCACGACCAGCCCCUCCCACCCGGACUGUGGUCCCUCCCUCAGACAGACAGCUUCGCCCUCGCAGGUAAGCUCGGUUCUUCAAGGAGGGGGGGGGGUGGCAUACUGCGUAGCCACACGGGCCCUGCAGGGCCCGUCCCGGACAUUCAGCCUAAAAGC